AUGUCUAAUCGGGCUGACACCUCUUUGAACUCCGUUCACGCUUCCUCAAACGCCACAAAAACUGCCCAAGACCCUGACACCACCAACAUUAUGAUAGCCGCCAAAAAUAUGAUCGCUGCUACUGCGGCCGCUCAAGCCUACAAGAAGAUGGUUUUUGGCCUUCCGACCGUGGUCAAAAGUCCUCCGGCCGCCAAUCAAGCUACUGAAACCAUCAAACCCCCGACCGCGACCAAAGAUAUGAUCGCCGCUUCCUCGGCCGCUCAAGCCUCCAAGAACAUGUUUUUUGGCCUUCUUGCCGCCGGCGAAGCUCCUCCCAAUGCGAUUCCAGCAACUACUAACGUUGUAAAGGCCCCAAACCCAAUUGAAGAUUUCAUAGAUCCCUUCCUCCUUCAGCUUUCUGAAUCCAAAGAAGAAAUGUAUAUAAGCCCAAACAAUCAACAUACUUAA
Puccinia triticina is the source of this 447-nucleotide messenger RNA. RefSeq lists its product as uncharacterized. The coding region runs from base 1 to 447 and encodes 148 amino acids. The transcript has a single exon. NCBI's taxonomy places the organism in Eukaryota, Fungi, Basidiomycota, Pucciniomycetes, Pucciniales, Pucciniaceae. The record is from RefSeq and is a predicted model, not a curated record.